This is a messenger RNA of Closterium sp. Yama58-4, 1266 nucleotides long. Lineage: Eukaryota; Viridiplantae; Streptophyta; Zygnematophyceae; Desmidiales; Closteriaceae. The record is from the annotation of a GenBank genome assembly.
AUGGCGAUACUCCCGUCUUGCCUUCUCUCUUCAGCCGCCCUUCCCACUCGCCUGCUGCCCAGCGUAAUCGAAAUUCAAGAAUCCUGUUUCGCGCUCGUCUAUAACGCGUACGGCCUGCGACUCGACCAAUUCCACGUCGACAAUCUCACGCUCGUCUCCUGCUGGGUCCCCGCUUCUCGCGGCGGCAAACCCGCCGCAUCACCCGCCGUCUCUUCCGCCGCAAUUCCCGCGAAACCGCCUCUGUUGCUCCUCCACGGCUUCGGCGCGUCGUCGUUAAACCACUGGAUUAAUCAGCUCGCCGCGUUUUCCCGCCAUUUCGACCUCUACAUCCCAGACCUGCUGUUCUUCCGCGGCUCGUACUCCCGCGAUUCGCGGCGCGACGAGCGGUUCCAAGCGGAAGCGAUGAUCGCGCUGAUGGACCGGCUGGGCAUCCAACGGUGCGCCGUGGUCGGCGUGAGCUACGGCGGGAUCAUCGCUCACAAAAUGGCCACUUUGUUUCCCGAGCGAGUCACUCAGCUAGUGCUGGGAGGGGCGGGCCUCAUGCUUACGCGGGACGAGGUGCAGGGGGUGCUGCAGCACUGGCACGCCAAAACGCCCCCGGACCUAUUCCUGCCCACCGACCCUAGCGGCCUGCUUCGGCUGAUCAGGCUUGGGAACAACGAGGCGCCGUACCUCCCGGAUUGGCUGCUGCAGGACGCCUUAGAGGUGUUGUUUGAGAACAGGGAGGAGAAGGCAGGGCUGCUGGAGGCAUCGUUGAGAGAGGCUCAGGCCAACGCACAGCACCCAGAAGGCAUCUCUGUGCCAUCAAUGCCAACCCUGCUUGUGUGGGGAGGCAGCGACCAGCUCUUUCCCCAUUGCCAUCGCCCAUCGCAUGCACCACUUUUGCCCUGCCCACGUUCCUCCCCUCUUCUACCUCCAUCCCUCCCCACAUUUCCCCUUCCCACCUUCCCCCUCUCCACCUUCACCCACCCGCCCAUUGCUCGCACACAUGUUUCCCUUCUCCCUCUUCCCCCAAUCUGGCACUUCGGCUCGUCCUGUCGCUUCUCUCGUCUUCCCAUCUUCCCCCUAUUCACCUGCGCCCCUUCUCAUUGCUCAUACGCAUAUUUUUGCCUUACUCCAUCUUCCCUUCUCCCUCUUCCCCCAAGCAGGCACUUCGGCUCGUCCUGUUGGCUUGAGGUCAUCGAGAAGGGCGCUCAUGCCAUUCAGGCACACAAAGCAGCAGCGUUCAACAGCUCCGUCCUCUCCUUCCUCACCCACCAUCAAUGA